AGGUUUGUGCUGGCCGUGGGCAGCGCCGUCUUCGAUGCCAUGUUCAAUGGUGGGAUGGCCACAACUUCCACGGAGAUCGAGCUGCCCGACGUGGAGCCUGCUGCCUUCCUGGCUCUGCUGAAGUUUCUUUAUUCAGAUGAAGUUCAGAUCGGACCAGAAACUGUUAUGACAACCCUUUACACAGCUAAAAAGUACGCAGUCCCAGCCCUGGAAGCUCACUGUGUGGAGUUCCUGAAGAAGAACCUCCGGGCAGACAACGCCUUCAUGCUGCUAACACAGGCGAGGCUGUUUGAUGAGCCUCAGCUGGCCAGCCUGUGCCUGGAGAACAUAGACAAGAACACAUCAGAUGCCAUCAACGCCGAGGGCUUCACUGACAUCGACCUUGACACGCUGGUGGCAGUGCUGGAGCGGGACACGCUGGGCAUCCGUGAGGUUCGUUUGUUCGGAGCCGUGGUUCGCUGGUCGGAGGCUGAGUGUCAGAGGCAGCAGCUGCAGGUGGUGCCUGAGAACAAGAGGAAGGUGCUGGGCAAAGCACUGGCACUCAUCCGCUUCCCACUGAUGACGAUUGAGGAGUUUGCAGCAGGGCCGGCCCAGUCGGGGAUCCUGACGGACCGUGAGGUGGUCAGCCUGUUCCUGCACUUCACCGUGAACCCCAAACCGCGCGUGGAGUUCAUCGACCGGCCGCGCUGCUGCCUGCGGGGGAAGGAGUGCAGCAUCAGCCGAUUCCAGCAGGUGGAGAGCCGCUGGGGGUACAGUGGGACUAGUGACAGGAUAAGGUUCUCAGUGAACAAACGGAUCUUCGUCGUUGGCUUUGGGUUGUACGGCUCCAUACACGGCCCCACAGACUACCAGGUGAACAUACAGAUCAUCCACACGGACAGUAACACGGUGCUGGGGCAGAACGACACGGGCUUCAGCUGCGACGGCUCCUCCAACACGUUCCGUGUGAUGUUCAAGGAGCCCGUGGAGGUUCUGCCCAACGUCAACUACACGGCGUGUGCUACUCUGAAGGGCCCCGAUUCUCACUACGGCACCAAAGGGCUGCGCAAGGUGAUCCACGAAUCGCCCACCAGCGGCGCCAAGACCUGCUUCACCUUCUGCUACGCGGCCGGGAACAACAACGGCACUUCGGUGGAGGACGGACAGAUCCCAGAGAUCAUCUUCUACACAUAGUGCCGCCCGCCUUCGCCUCGGAGCC
This is a messenger RNA of Meleagris gallopavo (turkey), 1198 nucleotides long. The record is from RefSeq and is a predicted model, not a curated record. Lineage: Eukaryota; Metazoa; Chordata; Aves; Galliformes; Phasianidae.